AUGGCAUACAAUGUUAAACGUCAGUCAGCUCAUUCAGAUCAUGGACGCAACAGCGGGCGUGAUGAUGGACUUCCUCUUAGUGUGUUUCAUCGCACAACGAUUGUCAACGAAUUAGACGAAGAAAAUUCAGAGGACACCCUAAUAAAUGCAAUUAGUGAUUUGAAUCUAACUGAGGAGAAUAAUAUUAGUCAGACUUCAGCCACAACAAAUAGUUUAAAUGUGAAUUUAGUAGAUAUGUAUAAUCCUAUUAUUGUUGGGACAUGUAACGUAUCAUGGCGUUUACCUAAAGAGCAUAUGAAUAUUGAAAACUAUAAAAAAUGUUUGCGUAUUCCGGGUGAACCACCGCGUUACUCCCCACCGACACAUAUACCAUUUAGUUUACCAUCCGCUCGAACAAUUUAUAUUCAAUAUCCUCCAACCAGCCUUCUACCGUUACUAAUCACAGCUUCCACUUGUAAUGUUAAUAUUAGUAAUUAUAACUUUGUUACUGAACGUGGUAAUUUCAAUAAAAUAAUGAUGUGUGAUGAAAUGUACAGUAUUGGUAUCAUCAAAAUUGAUAAUACCAUUUAUCUCCGUCGAUAUGUUGAACGAAAAAAUAUGAAUAAAGGCGAUAUUGGUUUUCAGUUUGAAAAAGUUUGUACGCAUUCUGCAUCCUUCACAUCUUCAACGGAUUACUAUAAUUUAAUCUCAGGUAAAAUUGGUCAUUUUAACGUAUUAUUAUUAGCUGAAACCGAUGCCAUUGAUACAAAUACUGAACGAUAUUUGGAAUUAAAAUGUUCAACUCGUCAAAAUAAACGAAAACUGUGGACUCAAUCAUUUUUAGGUGGUAUUACAUCAAUUAUAAUUGGUAGACGUUCGUCGGAUAAUCAACGAAUUGAUUCAUUACUUGAACAUAAAACGGAUGAACUUCUUGAAAUGAAUAAUAAAGAAAAACUGAUGAGACAUUUAUAUAAAAUCUUAAAUUUUCUUUCGACAAAUGUUGAAGAAAAUCAAGUGUAUCUAUUUUCAAGAUUUCGAGUAUUAAAAGGUGUUAGUGAAUACAAUCAGAAUAAAUCUUCGUAUAGAUUAAAAUUAUGUCGUAUUACUUCGGAACAAGACCUAGACAAAUAUACAUUUAUGACCAAAAGUCUUUUAAGUCAAUUGCCUGUACCGCUUAAUUAA
This is a messenger RNA of Didymodactylos carnosus, 1161 nucleotides long. NCBI's taxonomy places the organism in Eukaryota, Metazoa, Rotifera, Eurotatoria, Philodinida, Philodinidae. The record is from the annotation of a GenBank genome assembly.